AUGGAGUACUGGAUCGGUCUCCUUUGUGCUGCCUUUGCCGCGAUUGCGUUCGGAGUGCAGUAUGCGCCAGUGAAGAAGUAUGAGAUCUACGAUGGCAUCACCUUCCAGUGGUUUAUGUGUGCUGGGAUAUUGAUGGUUGGAUUUCUAUCUUCCAUCAUUUUUGGCGACUUUGGAAUGAAGGACGCUGAAAAUCACCUGACAGUUGGUUCCUUUGAACGGUCAGGGACAGGUCAAAUCGCGCUCUAA
Molecule: messenger RNA, 246 nt
Organism: Cladocopium goreaui
Lineage: Eukaryota; Dinophyceae; Suessiales; Symbiodiniaceae
Source: the annotation of a GenBank genome assembly